AAAUAUUUGAUGGUAUAGGACGGGUUUGGCUGCUUCGCUAAAAAAGUUUAUCGUUGGUUGAAACUAGGCGUUGCAGUGGGUUUCGCUGAGAGGGCUUAUUUAACCUUUACUUGAUCGUUUUGAGGAGGGAGUCUUGCGCAAAAAUCGGGGGGGGCGUACGACAAUUAUGGAGAGGAAGCGAGUUCAAUGCUAUUUUGACAUAGAAAUUGAGCACGAGAAUGUUGGAAGAAUUGUUUUUUCGUUGUGGAAGGAUUUGGUGCCUAAAACAGCAGAAAACUUUCGGGCGCUAUGUACUGGAGAAAAGGGAACAAGCAAAUCUGGGAAUAAAUUGUGCUAUCAAGGAAGCAUCAUACAUCGUGUUGUUAAGAAUUUUAUGGUGCAAGGAGGCGAUUUUACUAAGUUCAAUGGAACAGGAGGCGAAUCUAUCUAUGGAGGCAGGUUUGAAGAUGAAAUUUUGACAUUCAAGCACUCCAGAGCUGGAUUAUUAUCAAUGGCUAAUGCAGGUCCUAAUACGAAUGGAUCCCAGUUUUUCAUUACAUGCGCGCCUGCUUCUCAUUUGGAUGGCCUUCAUGUGAUAUUUGGAGAAGUGGCACAAGGCAUGCAAGUACUUCGUCGCAUUGAAAACGAACCUACUAUAGUUUCUAAUAAUUAUCGUCCAGAGCGUACAAUCAGAAUUUCUGCGUGUGGAGAACUCUCAGAAGAUGAAUACGUCCCUUUUGAGAAUUUUGAAAACCAAAAAAAAAAACAUUCACCGCCUUCUUCCCCCGAUUCGUCUCGUACCAGGUUCUCUCAAGAUGACCAGGAACGUAACGGCCGUUCUCUUAGAUUUCGAGACAAUUUGAGCGAACUUCCUACUCGCAUUCGUAUCGAUUCUAAGGGGCGAGUCGUCAAGGGGCGUGGUAAUAUCGGUAGAGGUAGUCAAUGCGCCCUCCCGGGGACUGAUCGGAGACGUAAUGGGUACAGAGAAAGGGUGAGGUAUAGAGGCAGAGCUUAUUCUAGAGAAAACCACUAUCACUCUAGUCCCAAUCGAAGUGACAGUCUCAGUCCUCCCCAUGGUCCUAAAAAACGCCGAAGCUAUUCAAAUCGAUCCCCCGAAUUUCUCAGCGAUAGGACAGACACACAGACAUCCGCCACCGUUUCCCGUGAUUCUGGUUAUCGAGGAGAGCUCUCCGAAAGGGUAUCCCUCAGAAAUCCGCGACAGCUCAUCAGCUAUGACAUAGAGCCCUCACCUGAAUCGGCGCAAUUUUAUUCAGAUGCAGCGGAAUCCUGCUCUCAGAGAAGAACGUCCAGAUCGCCAUCUCCCUCCAGAAGAAGCGAGGAUAGCGAUGAAUAAAGAGCUUGGAUUUUAAUGCAAAA
Messenger RNA from Schistocerca gregaria, 1356 nucleotides. RefSeq lists its product as uncharacterized. The record is from RefSeq and is a predicted model, not a curated record. Gene Ontology annotation, molecular function: peptidyl-prolyl cis-trans isomerase activity. Bases 167 to 1333 code for a protein of 388 amino acids. Gene Ontology annotation, biological process: protein peptidyl-prolyl isomerization. NCBI's taxonomy places the organism in Eukaryota, Metazoa, Arthropoda, Insecta, Orthoptera, Acrididae. The transcript is spliced from 2 exons.